Molecule: messenger RNA, 5799 nt
Organism: Scomber scombrus (Atlantic mackerel)
Lineage: Eukaryota; Metazoa; Chordata; Actinopteri; Scombriformes; Scombridae
Product: zinc finger SWIM domain-containing protein 6
Exons: 14
Coding region: 1-3006 (1001 amino acids)
Cellular component (GO): Cul2-RING ubiquitin ligase complex
Molecular function (GO): zinc ion binding
Source: RefSeq, a predicted model, not a curated record
AUGGGGCCUUUGGCAGGUGCCUGCGGCCAGCUAAGUUUCCAUCUGAGCGGCACAGUGACGGACCCUGCCACGCCCUCGUCCCCGGAGCUCGUAUGCAGCGUCAGCGUCAGCUUCGACCGCUGCAAGAUCACGGCGGUAACAUGCACCUGCGGCAACAAAGACAUCUUCUACUGUGCCCAUGUGGUGGCUCUGUCGCUUUACAGAGUACGGAAGCCCGAGCAGGUCAAACUGCACCUGCCCAUCUCAGAGACCCUGUUCCAGAUGAGCAGAGACCAGCUGCAGAAGUUCGUCCAGUAUCUGAUUUCGGUCCACCACACCGAAGUGUUGCCUACUGCGCAGAAACUGGCUGACGAGAUUCUGUCACAGAACUCGGAGAUCAACCAGGUCCACGGGGCCCCGGACCCCACAGCAGGGGCCAGUGUGGACGACGAGAACUGCUGGCAUCUGGAUGAGGAGCAGGUUCAGGAGCAAGUCAAGCUCUUCCUGUCCCAGGGAGGAUACCACGGCUCGGGCAAGCAGCUCAACCUGCUCUUCAGCAAGGUGAGGGAGAUGUUGAAGAUGCGUGACUCCAAUGGAGCGAGGAUGUUAACACUGAUCACAGAACAGUUCAUGGCCGACCCUCGGCUGGCGCUGUGGAGACAGCAGGGCACCACCAUGACCGACAAGUACAGACAGCUUUGGGAUGAGCUGGGUGCCCUGUGGAUGUGCAUUGUACUGAACCCCCACUGCAAGCCAGAGCAGAAGUCAUCAUGGCUGCGCCAGCUGCGCAGAUGGAACAGCGUGGAUGUCUGCCCCUGGGAGGACGGUAACCACGGCAACGAGCUGCCCAACCUCACCCACUCACUGCCUCAGGGUGCCCAUGGCAACCAAGCAGAGAUGCGCCCCCACAGGACUGUGUUCACACGGGCCAUUGAGGCCUGUGACCUGCACUGGCAGGACCGACACCUCCAGCACAUAAUCGCCAGUGACCUCUAUGCCAACUACUGUUACCAUGACAACCAGGAGGGCUCUCUCUUUGACACACGUGGCUCGCCCUUGUGGCAUGAACAUGUUCCGACGGCCUGUGCAAGGGUGGACGCCCUGCGUUCACACGGUUACCCCAGAGAAGCCCUCAGACUGGCCAUCGCUGUGGUGAACACAUUACGACGGCAGCAGCAGAGACAACUGGAGCAUUUCCGCCGGCACAAGAAAGAGUUGCUCCAUAAAGGCCACACUUCCAUCACCAACAUGGAGGGCUGGGUGGGACAUCCUCUGGAUCCCAUCGGCACCUUGUUCAGCACCCUGACAGAGUCUGGACGAGCGGGAGAGGAGGGCUCGAAUACGUGCUUAGACCUCUCAGACUGCUCCAGUGUAGUUAGUCGCGCAGACCUCCAGCGAAUGCCCGUACAGCGAUUGCUGGGAGACGGUGAAUCGUACGUGGCGCUGGCGGUGGAGACGGCUCUGAUUGGCUUAGGCCAGCAGCGGGUGAUGCCCGACGGGCUGUAUGCGCAAGAGAAGGUGUGCCGUAAUGAAGAGCAGCUAUUGGCCAAGCUGCAGGAAGUGGAACUGGACGACUCCCUGGUCAAAAUCUUCCGAAAACAGGCUGUCUUUCUGCUAGAGGCUGGUCCGUAUGCUGGUCUGGGAGAGAUUGUCCACAGAGAGAGUGUUCCCAUGCACACCUUCGCCCGCUAUCUCUUUACCUCUCUCCUACCUCACGACGCUGAACUAGCGUACAAAAUUGCACUGAGAGCCAUGAGGUUGCCGGUGUUGGAAUCGACGGCCUCAUCUGGUGACCUGUCACGACCUCACCACAUCGUGUCCGUGGUGCCCAACCGCUACCCGCGCUGGUUCACCCUCAGCCACAUAGAGUCUCAGCAGUGUGAGCUGGCCUCCACCAUGCUCACUGCUGCCAAAGGUGACAGUCGCAGGCUGGAGACAGUCCUGGAGUCCAUCCAGAAAAACAUUCACUCGUCGUCUCACAUCUUCAAACUGGCACAGGAUGCGUUCAAGAUCGCCACUCUGAUGGACACCCUGCCUGACAUCACACUGCUCAAAGUGUCUCUGGAGCUCGGACUGCAGGUGAUGAGAAUAACUCUAUCCACAUUAAACUGGAGGAGGAGAGAAAUGGUGCGCUGGUUAGUCACAUGUGCCACUGAAGUUGGAGUGUACGCCCUGGAUAGCAUCAUGCAGAGCUGGUUCACCCUCUUCACCCCCACAGAAGCCACAAGUAUCGUGGCCACCACUGUCAUGUCCAACAGCACUAUCGUACGCCUCCACCUGGACUGCCACCAGCAGGAGAACCUGGCUUCAUCCGCCCGCACCCUCGCCCUGCAGUGUGCCAUGAAGGACCCCCAGAACUGCGCCCUCUCCGCUCUCACACUCUGUGAAAAGGACCACAUUGCCUUCGAGACAGCCUACCAGAUUGUACUGGAUGCAGCGGCGACAGGGAUGAGCUACACGCAGCUCUUCACUAUAGCACGCUACAUGGAACACCGCGGUUACCCCAUGAGGGCCUAUAAGCUGGCGACGUUAGCCAUGGCUCAUCUGAACCUCAGUUACAACCAGGACACACACCCCGCCAUCAACGACGUACUGUGGGCCUGCGCGCUCAGCCACUCGCUAGGGAAAAAUGAGCUGGCGGCCGUCAUCCCCCUGGUGGUGAAGAGCGUGAAGUGUGCCACCGUGCUAUCUGACAUUUUGCGGCGGUGCACACUGACCACGCCGGGCAUGGUGUCGGCGCUGCACAGCCGCAGAAACUCUGGGAAGCUGAUGUCCCUGGACAAGGCGCCGCUCAGGCAGCUGCUGGACGCAACCAUUGGGGCCUAUAUCAACACCACACACUCACGGCUCACACACAUCAGCCCGCGUCACUACAGCGAGUUCAUAGAGUUCCUGGGAAAGGCCCGGGAGACUUUCAUGAUGGCUCACGACGGACACAUUCAGUUCACGCAGUUCAUAGACAACCUGAAACAGAUCUACAAGGGCAAAAAGAAACUAAUGAUGCUGGUGAGGGAGCGGUUUGGCUGAGGGUGAGGCUGGGGGUAGCCUAAAGCCCCCCCUUCCCACUCUAGUACUUUUCUAUUAACUUGAGUCUGCCUUUUGAACUUCUUUUGGACUUAUACAAUAGACAAGUGAAAAGAGGGAUGUGACUUGUAGAAUGAAGCAAAAAGAGAAAGGAAAAGAUGACAAAAAAAUCAACAGAGCCACACGCGGUAUUAUUGUUCUUGCUGUUGUUAUUGUUAUAAACAUUAUUACUAUUAUUAUUAUUAAUAAUAUUAUUACUACUAUGUGUACAGAAGUGUUUUUAUUUUUCAGAAGAGAGGAAAUUUGUCACGUUGUGAAUGUUGUGUGUAUUUCUCUACAUGUGUGCGAAAGGAAAAUGAAAAGUGAAAUGGCUUUUUUUUUUGUUCCUUUUUAGUUUUUAUGAUUUAAAACAUCUUUUUUCCCUUUUUCAGUGUAUAUUGAGUUAUAUGUUGUCAAGUGGCUGAAGCCCUUCUACAAUAGCGCUCAUGUAAAAACAAAAACAAAAAGAAGAAGAAAAAAAAUCGUCUCGGCAUCCUCAAAGAGAAACUAAGGCUUUAAACCACACAGAGCACCUCCCUUUGUCCAGGACCUCACCUGUGGGUGCUGGGCAGCACUGCACAGCUUAACUCGGCUCAGCUCGGCACAGCUUGGGUUAGCACUGACGGAAAGCCGCCAUCAGCAUUUCUCCAGACAGCAGUAGCAGCAGCAGCAGCACUUCAGCAGCCAUUAGUUUUCUCUGGGUCCCAGGCAUUUGCUUCAUUACACACAACGAUGCUAACUCUUGUUGUUGUUGUUAUUGUUGUAAUCUCACCCACCUCCAUAAUGAGGACCUGUUUUAGACAGAGGACAGUAUGCAGGCUCUACAGUGACGGCACAUUAGGCAAAGAUAAUGAGUAUUAUUGCUACAUUAAUGUAAUGCAGCACAGCUGUGAUUUUUUUAACAGCCCAAAUUGGACUAAAUCACUGAUAUCGUUAAGUUUUCUAGUUGAAGCAGAUACCCAGAGGGAGACGACUACCUCAUGAUACGGUAUUGAACCUGCUCCCAGUUUAUUUAUGCUAUCAUGAUAUUUAUCAUCUGUGAUAGCUGACAGUGUUAAUUAAACAGGAGUUUCACUAGCAAGACCAAGGUUAUGAGGAGAUAUACAGAGUCAGACUCCUGCUGAGUGCUUCUGUGCUCAGCUCUGCUGUACGCCACUGCCCUCACAACGGUACUUUCACCACCACCCCAAAAAAAAUUGGCGACAACGCACGCAGAAGACGUGUCAGUAUGUCAGUCCCCCUCUCAUCUCUACAGUAUAGUCACCAUUGUUCGGUAUCUUCAGAACAGGCCAGUGUCAUUUCCCUCUGUGCAUGUGAAUCAUAGAAAUUAGACUUUCUACUGUUAUAGUUCAUUGUGUGGAACCUUCAGUAAUUGUCAACCAGAACGUUCUCAGGGAUUUCUCUACACAGGAAAAAGGCGGAACAAAUGAACGACUGACUACAGGAAAAAAAGACAAAAACAUGACACAACAUGAGCGAGCAUUUAUUGUACUCUGUAUAUAUGCCAUAGUAUAUGUCUGAAUAUGGAGGAUCUGAAAGUAUAUGUUAACUAAUUUAUACAGAGUAUUCUAUGUAAUGUGAAAUACUUGAAGCCGCUGUAGUUUGCUCUCUCUCGCUCUCCUUCUCUUUCUCUCUUUUUGUCUUCUCUUUAUUAUUUUUCUUUUUGUCUAAAACAGAACAUAUCAGAAGGACUAGACUGAGCUUGUUAACGGGCUUUUUGGACUCAUGGGGCCGCAUGUGUUCAUACUUGAGACGCUGGAUCCCAUCAGAAAACGCAGGUUGAGUCAAAUUGGUGAUGACGGAGAGAAACAUUGUUGUCUUACUUCAUUCCUGCUGACUGAAGCAUAGAGAGGGAAGGAGGCCAUUGGUCGAUAAAUGUUUGAAAAACACAAUACAGGAUUUCUUGAAGUACUUAAUUAUGCAUGUAAGCUGUUGUCCUAGCAUAUUUUUUUCCAUGGAAUCCUAUGGGAAGUAACUAUAAUGUGCUUUAUACAGGAGCUAAUUGGGGAUGAAUCUGGUUUUAAAAAAUCAUGUAUUAUGUGUCCAGCCUUACCUGCAUCUAAGGACAUUUCUUGGCUGAAGUUUGCCUCAUUCUGUAGUAAUAUAAACCUUAUCAGUAAAGUAAAAGACAAUUAUGCACAGGUUCAAUCUAGCUAAGACAAAGAAAAUCAGUCUCCUCAGUUCUUCCCAUCAGUACACUUAACACCACACAAUUUCCGGUGUCUCCUCUGCAAUGUUCAGCUGUCCUAUCAUUACUUGCCUUUUUUUACCUACUUUAUAUCAGUUUUUUUUUCUUUUCUGUGCAUCUUUUUCUAUCUAGCGUUCAUUAAAGAUAAAAGCAGCCUUUUCUCUUGCCUUGUCUUAACGCUUUAAAGUAACCAAACAGGAGAUCUAUCUAACAACCAAACGCGUUCUAAGAGGUGAGAGACAACCCACCUUGGUCCCAGCUUUAGUGUCCUUAAUUAGUAAGUGAAUGGCUGUGUAACUCAUGCUUUAACAAAGCAAUUCCUCACGUGUGUUUGGUGAAAAAAUACGUUGUCCAGUGUCUCUUGUUCUCUUCAGAAACAAUUUCCUCUGAGUCUUUCUAGCUGUUUUUAUUUUAGUUUAUUUUUUGUUUGUUUGUUUGUUUGUGUAGGAAUCUUCUGCUCUCCCAUUUUAUUUAUUACAAUGACCCAUGUAUACAUGCUUAUGAAAUUAAGAUUUGAUACACCGAUAUCAAUUUAUUUAUGUAACUAAAUCACUGUUUUAUAAUCUUGU